Molecule: messenger RNA, 1798 nt
Organism: Branchiostoma belcheri (Belcher's lancelet)
Lineage: Eukaryota; Metazoa; Chordata; Leptocardii; Amphioxiformes; Branchiostomatidae
Product: diphosphomevalonate decarboxylase-like
Exons: 6
Coding region: 109-1329 (406 amino acids)
Biological process (GO): isopentenyl diphosphate biosynthetic process, mevalonate pathway; isoprenoid biosynthetic process
Cellular component (GO): cytosol
Molecular function (GO): ATP binding; diphosphomevalonate decarboxylase activity
Source: RefSeq, a predicted model, not a curated record
GAUCGGCCCAUAUGUUCACAACUUUGUCUUGCAUGCAGUUUGGUCUUUUUCUUGUCCUGAAUGUAGGAAACACGACAACAGAGACCCUGCAGAGACCGAGCUCAAGUCAUGGAGAACGGCCGUGCAAGUACGAAACCAAUUUCACAAGUGACAUGCACAGCCCCUGUGAACAUCGCAGUCAUCAAGUACUGGGGGAAGCGAGAUGAGCAGCUCGUCCUGCCCAUCAACCCCUCCCUUAGCGUCACCCUGUCUCAGGACCAGCUGUGCACUCGCACCACCGUGGCUGCCAGCGUCGACUUCAAGAGGGACCGCAUCUGGCUCAACGGGCAGGAGCAGUCCAUCGACACGCCCAGGCUGCAGAAGUGUCUCGGGGAGAUCCGACGGCUCGCAAGGAAGCGGAAGCACGAGGAGGAGAGGUCCGGUGACCUGCUGGGCUGCUGCGUCCACAUCUGCUCGGAGAACAACUUCCCGACCGCGGCGGGGCUGGCGUCCUCGGCAGCGGGGUACGCCUGUCUGGUGCAGUCGCUGGCCCGGCUGUUCGGGAUAGACGGAGACGUGUCGCACAUCGCGAGGCAGGGCUCCGGGAGCGCCUGCCGCAGCAUGUAUGGCGGGUUCGUGGAGUGGACCAUGGGGAGGGCGGAGGACGGGUCGGACAGCGUCGCGAAACAGGUGGCCCCCGCCGAGCACUGGCCGGAGCUCCGGGUGCUGGUGGUGGUGGUGAACGCCGGGAAGAAGGCGGUCGGCAGCACGGAGGGGAUGCAGACCACGGUGAGGACGAGCGCGCUGGUGGCGUACAGGGCCGAGCACGUGGUCCCGUCCCGACAGGACGACAUGAAGCGGGCCGUCCUGGACAGGGACUUCCAGGCGUUCGGGGAGAUCACCAUGAGGGACAGCAACCAGUUCCACGCCACGUGCCUGGACACCUACCCGCCCAUAUUCUACCUCAACGAGACGUCCAAGCAGAUCAUCCACCUGGUGCACAGGUAUAACCGCCACCACGGGAAGGUCAAGGCCGCGUACACGUUCGACGCCGGGCCCAACGCCGUGCUGUACCUCCUACAGGACGACGUGCCCGAGGUGUUGGCACUACUCAAACACUUCUUCCCCGCAAACGCUAACAACGACUCGGAACGUACGUUUGUCCGCGGCCUGCCAGACGUAUGCAGGAAGGACGUUUCAUCGGACCUGCUGGACUCGGUCGGUUUGGAGCCCUCGCCGGGCGCGGUGCAGUACAUCAUCCACACCAAGGCAGGACAGGAUCCACAGGUCCUCACAAACCCUCAACAGGCACUGCUGGAUGAGAACGGAUGGCCGAAGAAACAAAACUAGAAGCAUUUCAAGCCAUCAGCAUGUCUGAAGAGUUAGUAGGACAAACAAGACAUUGAUCUUUUUAAGAGGUGAAUAAACAUUUUUUAAAUUAUUGGACUCUAACAAGACAAUGUGUAACAAGACAUAUUGUCAACUUAUAUUAUAAAAUUUCAUUGCUGUAUUAUAAAAUCUGCUACUGAAUCUUCCUGGCCCUAGUCUACAACUGACCUAUGUGAUGUACAUGUUGAUCUAUUUGAUGAUUCCAAUCAGAAGCCAAAAUACUUUUUAAAGCCAUUUUUUAAAUCGUUAGGCAUGUGUUAAGUGCAGCUGGGGUCAGAGCACUAUACUGAAGCUAGUUACACAUGUUUGGGAAGUUUGGGAAAAUGAAAGUCCUCUACAAUGAAGCUUUGUAAAUCCAUGAACAAAUGUUUCUAUGCCAAUUAUCACAUUAUAUGUAGUACUUACAAAUAAACCUCUGAUGAUUCUAAUA